GGCGACAAGCCGAGACUCAAAUCAAUUCUACAAUGCUUCUGCAUCUUCAACUUGGGUAUUCCCUUCUAAAGUUAGACAAUUAUGGUUGGGUGGGUGUAAUGAGCUAAGACGGAAAGUAUAUCUUCACUCAACAGCCUUCAACCAACCAUAUAGUAUAUCGUUUCAUCUUCACACUGUCGAUAUGGCCUGACAAAGCAACUCAACCUGGCGUAUCAAUACUACACAUUGCCUAUUCUUUAAGGUUUUGCCCUCAUAUCCCGCCUUGGGUGAAUAUCUAGAAAACUUUCGAUCGAGUGAUAUUACGACAUAUACUCUUGAUAUUCACUGCAUCAGUAGCGUCACAGACUGCUUAAGGGAUUCUUUCAGCACGGCUUCUUUCCAUCAAUUCUCUUAUUCAUCUCGGCGCUCUCCUCCGAACCUCAUCCCAUCUACUACAAAAAUCAUGGCAGAAGUGACUGAAUCUCCAGAUGCGACCUCGACCGACACUGUCAUGGACGAUGGUAUUCAAUUUCAACUUCCCACCUUCCACCAUAAUCCUCGCAUCCACCUAGAACGUCUCGCAGUAUUCCUCGCAUUCCGAGAAGGUUUUGCGCACACAGCGCCGGCAACGAGAAAUUCGUUUCUCGGCAACAAAAAGAAAUUUGUCGACAGGAGACGCGAAUUCUUCGAGUACCUGAUUGGCAAGCCAGAGGUUUCAUCGCGGCUGCAUCGCAUGAAAAAGAAGAGGGUUCUCGCAGCUGCUGAGGUUUUGUUCGGGCUUGGUCAUCUCGCGCCAGAUUCGACUAUGAAUAAACGUUUUGCGCAUCUCUCUGCUGAACAGAUCCGGAGUGUCGAGUGGAGGGCUUCGGUUUCUCUCCCUCCGUUGAAACAGGAGAUAGGAGGAAUGGUGGACUUGGGACCUAUAUCCACGAGGACAAGAUCGAAUUGUGAGGGCUGUCGAAAAUUGAAGUUGAUGCGUGAUGAAUCACAACUCUGUGAUAAGAUGGAAAGAAUGUGUUUAUGUGUUGAGGGACGCACAGCAACUUUAAAUGGAGGAAAUCGUGGCGCAGACUCGAAGGGAAAUGAUGAUGAUGAUGAUGAAGUGCAUAUGAUUUAGCGUGCAAUCUUUACUGUGCGAAUGUAUAUGCUGAUGCCAGCUUCCGAUGUAUUUAUGCCUUCAUAUUACAAUAAGAUGCCGUGCUUUGCUUUCUCUA
Messenger RNA from Botrytis cinerea B05.10, 1193 nucleotides. RefSeq lists its product as hypothetical. The record is from RefSeq and is a predicted model, not a curated record. NCBI's taxonomy places the organism in Eukaryota, Fungi, Ascomycota, Leotiomycetes, Helotiales, Sclerotiniaceae. The transcript has 2 exons. The coding region runs from base 443 to 1096 and encodes 217 amino acids.